AUGGAGCCAAGUCGGUGCUCGAUUAUAAUAGUUGAUCGGAGUCUUCCCGAAAGAAGUUAUCUUGCACACCAAAACAUUCCUGAACCAUAUAUAACAAAUGGGAUAGUCAACGGCAAAGAUGAUUGUACCAAAGAUUUAGAUAUAUUCAAAGUAUUAAGCGGGUUGUUUGCAGAAGUUACCUCUGUCAAAUCAGGCACUGAAGCUCUCACACGUCUGCGCAAACGUCCACGUCUUGGCGGCAUUCCAACAAUAAUUAUAAUAGAUAUUGAUCACGAGGAUAACCGUGAGUACAUACGGCGAGAAUCAUAUGUUCUCGACGUUACCAAUGGCGUGCCGAUGAAACCGCUUAGUAACGGGAGUGUAUUGUACGGCACUUCGUUGUUAAAGUGUGUCAACGAUGAAAUCCGGAAAGGAUCCUUGGAUCAAGUCAUUCCUAUUGUUUGUUCGUGGGGUGAUUCCUUCGAAUCAAUGACAAAUUGCUUGAAUAUGGGAGCUGUUGAUUAUUUAAUAAAACCUGUUAGGCCAGAAGUGGCAAAAACUCUUUUUCUGAAUAUAUAUCGUGCCGAUUCGAUGGUAAAGACUUCAGGAACGGGCAUGGCGCUAGAGUGCAAAAGACCAAUAAUGCGACGAAGCAAAAAUUGGGAUUGUUUAAAGACCAGGUUACACGCAGUAUUUGUCGAGGAUAAGUGGCUCACCGAAGCUCUGUUCGAAUAUUAUUCUCCGCCCGAUUCUGUGUUAGCUACAUCUUACUUUCCAAGUCUGGACUCUGCUGCAGCACUCGAGCGAAUGAAUUAUCUAAAGAAGCAAAUUUCAGAGUGGGAAUUUCCUCCUCCAGAUCUGACAGACGAGGAUCUUCUUCGAUGUGCAGUGAUCAUGUUUGAACACGUUUUAAGCAUGGACGAGCUUUCGCAUUUGGAUGUGUCAACCGAACAAUUGCAUCGAUUUUUGUUGGCCAUUCGACAGUCUUACCAUGAUAGCAACCCAUAUCACAACUUUUGCCAUGCGGUCGAUGUCCUUCAAGCUAUGUUUCACUUUCUGUGUAAAAUGGGUCUCAUACCGCCAAUUUUCACCAGCAACAAACGAUUUAGCAAUCGUAGCGUGAAUCAACAAAGUCGACGAGUCAGCGACUUGCUCAGACCGGCUGAUAUUUUUGCGUUAUUGUUGGCUUCUAUUGGACAUGACAUUGGUCACCCUGGAGUAAACAACAAAUUUUUGGUCGACGCACGUACGCCAUUGGCUCAGCUAUACAACGAUAGAUCGGUCCUUGAGAGUUUUCAUGCAAUGGCAUUAUUUAAUCUGAUGGAUAAAUACAAAUUUCAUAUAUUCCAGGAUGAAGACAAAUCUGGUAAUGACUAUGCAGAAUUCCGAAAAAUCGUCUUGAACGCAAUUCUCGCGACUGAUAUGGGCUUGCACAACGAGUAUGUCACAAAAAUAAAAAACUUGACUUCCCGAUUUACACAGACAGGUUUUGUCACAAGUUCUCCAGAGAGUUUGGAGCAAGAACGAAUCAUAAUCGUGGGUGCUCUCAUCAAAUGUGCUGAUAUCAGUAAUACGGCAAGACCUUAUCACAUUGCGGAAGGGUGGGCUACCGUGUUACUGGAGGAAUUUGGUUGUCAAGGCGAUCUGGAGAAAUUACUUGGGUUACCCGUCGGACCAACAAACGAUAGAGAGAACGUGUCACAGCCAGGCUCCCAACUAAGUUUCAUUGAAGCAUUUGCCAUGCCUUUGUUUAGCUGUGUUUCCGAAUUAAUACCUGAAAUGAGUUACUAUAUUCGCUUCCUUAGCCAAAAUCUUAACACGUGGAGGAGGAAAAAGCAGGAAGAAAAUGAAGGCCGUUCAACAAGACAAAACAGUGAGUUGGACUCGAGUGUAACAGUCUCUCUCGACAGCAGACAAAACUCGCCCAUAGUUCCAAUACCGGUUCCCGCCGCCAAAACUCUCGAACGCGAUUCAAGCAUGACUAUUAUCCGCCCUAUUCCAUCCGAAGGCCUCGUAUCCGAAGCACUGUCCGAGGACGCCAAGUCAACUACGCGCGAUGAUCUCGUGUCUACGGGAGCAUCCGACUUUCCACUAACGUCGCGACAUCGAAAAAAGAAAAGACUUGGAUGGAAUCCGUUUAAAAAAAUAAAAUGGAUGUCCCACUCGGGGGCAAACAAUAAUGCGAUGGACGAUAGCAAUAGUCAGACUAUAAAUUCUACAGUGUCUAGCGACAAGCGCGCCGGGACGGGUUGUUGCUGUGUACAGUAA
Molecule: messenger RNA, 2247 nt
Organism: Paraglomus occultum
Lineage: Eukaryota; Fungi; Glomeromycota; Glomeromycetes; Paraglomerales; Paraglomeraceae
Source: the annotation of a GenBank genome assembly